Felis catus (domestic cat) is the source of this 3668-nucleotide messenger RNA. RefSeq names its product solute carrier family 28 member 3 (gene SLC28A3). The record is from RefSeq and is a predicted model, not a curated record. Lineage: Eukaryota; Metazoa; Chordata; Mammalia; Carnivora; Felidae. The transcript has 18 exons. Gene Ontology annotation, cellular component: membrane. The coding region runs from base 176 to 2254 and encodes 692 amino acids. Gene Ontology annotation, molecular function: pyrimidine- and adenosine-specific:sodium symporter activity; purine-specific nucleoside:sodium symporter activity. Gene Ontology annotation, biological process: pyrimidine nucleoside transport; purine nucleoside transmembrane transport.
CCCACCUAUCACUCCUGCUCCGCCCCACAGAUUCUUAACUUUUCAAAUGUAAGCCGUGCCCAGGUUCCUACAACAGCAGGUGGCAUUCUGACAUCAGCAGAGGCUGAUGUUCCUUCAGGUACGGAGGAAACUCUAGACCAGACACCUGAAAAGAAUUCAGAGCCCAACCAAUGCCAUGAGCAGCGAAGACUUCGUGGAGCUGAAGAGUAGGACGGCCGCCAGGGCGGAGGGCUACAGCAACACUGGCUUCCAGAAUGAAGAUGACUUCGAUGAAAAACAGAACACAUCAGGAAACAACAACUCACUAAGGUGUAGAGCUGUGCAAAACACCCAGCAGGACGAAGAGCAGGUCACCAUUGAGCAGGAUUCUUUAAGAAACAAAGAAGAUGUGGAGGAUGAUCCAGAGGCACAUCAAAAAGGGUAUCUGGAAAGGAAGUAUGAUACAGUUUGUGAUUUUUAUAAGAAACACAAAACCACCCUUCAGUACAUCCUCUGGGGCAUCUUAAUAGUAGGUUACCUGGCAAUGGUGAUUGCAGCUUGUGCGCUGAACUUUCAUAGAGCCCUUCCCCUUUUCGUGAUCACCGUGGCUGUCAUCUUCUUUGUUGUCUGGGAUUACUUUAUGGCCAAAUAUGAGCAUCGAAUCAAUGAGUGCCUAUCUCCUGGCAAAAGGCUCCUAAACAGCCAUUGGUUCUGGAUGAAGUGGGUGAUUUGGAGCUUACUGAUUCUGGGUGUUAUAUUCUGGCUCAUCUUGGACACCGCCAAACUGGGCCAACAGCAGCUGGUGUCCUUUGGUGGGCUCAUAAUGUACAUUAUCCUGGUAUUUAUAUUUUCCAAGCACCCAACCAAAGUUUACUGGAGGCCUGUCUUUUGGGGAAUUGGGUUACAGUUUCUUCUUGGGCUCUUAAUCCUAAGGACUGAACCUGGAUUUAUGGCUUUCGAUUGGUUGGGUAAACAAGUUCAAACCUUCUUGGAGUAUACUAAUGCUGGGGCUGAAUUUGUCUUUGGUGAGACAUAUGCAGACCACUUCUUUGCAUUUAAGGUCCUGCCAAUCGUGGUUUUCUUCAGCACGGUCAUGUCCAUGCUCUACUACCUCGGGUUGAUGCAGUGGAUCAUCAGAAAGGUUGGAUGGGUAAUGCUAGUUACUAUGGGAUCAUCUCCUAUUGAAUCUGUAGUUGCCGCUGGCAACAUAUUUGUUGGACAGACGGAGUCUCCACUGCUGGUCCGACCCUACUUACCACACAUCACCAAGUCUGAACUCCAUGCAAUCAUGACCGCUGGGUUCUCUACCAUUGCUGGAAGUGUGUUAGGUGCAUACAUUUCUUUCGGGGUUUCAGCCUCCCACCUGUUAACUGCUUCAGUCAUGUCCGCACCUGCAUCAUUGGCUGUGGCUAAACUCUUUUGGCCUGAGAGAGAAACACCUAAAAUAACCCUCCAGAACGCCAUGAAAAUGGAAAGUGGUGAUUCAAGGAACCUCCUAGAAGCCGCAACGCAGGGAGCAUCCUCAUCCAUCUCCCUAGUGGCAAACAUAGCUGUGAACUUGAUUGCCUUCCUGGCCCUGUUGUCUUUUUUGAAUGCAGCCCUGUCCUGGUUUGGAAACAUGUUUGACUACCCACAACUGAGUUUUGAGAUAAUAUGCUCCUACAUCUUCAUGCCCUUUUCCUUCAUGAUGGGAGUGGACUGGCAAGACAGCUUUAUGGUUGCCAAGCUCAUAGGCUAUAAGACAUUUUUCAAUGAAUUUGUGGCUUAUGAACACCUCUCAAAAUUGAUCAACUUAAGAAAAGAGGCUGGACCCAAAUUUGUGAAUGGUGUGCAGCAAUAUAUGUCAAUUCGUUCUGAGACAAUUGCCACUUAUGCUCUCUGUGGCUUUGCUAAUUUCGGUUCCCUAGGAAUAGUGAUCGGCGGACUCACAUCCAUGGCUCCUUCCAGAAAGCAUGAUAUCGCCUCAGGGGCAGUGAGAGCUCUGAUCGCUGGGACCGUCGCCUGCUUCAUGACAGCCUGCAUUGCAGGGAUGCUCUCCAGCACCCCAGCAGACAUCAACUGCCAUCUCAUUUUGGAGAAUGCCUUCAAUUCCAGUUCGCCUGCAAACACCACUGAGGUGGUAUCUUGUUGUCAAAGUCUAUUGAACAGCACUAUUGUCAAUGGUCCUGGUGACGUCAUCCCAGGAGGAAACCACACCUUGACUUCUUUAAAGGGCUGCUGCACAUUGCUGACUCCACCAACACUGAACUGCAGUUGGAUCCCUAAUGCAUUUUGAGUUCAGCUACUUCUCCAACAGAACUCUAGGUACAGUUGCUGAAUUUUCUACUUUGGGGAGGAAAAGAAAAACUGUUCUUCGCAGAUGGAAAUUCCCAUCAUGGAAUCAGCUUUCAUUGGAAAGAAGAAAAAUAGGAAUGAACACUGCAGAUCUCCAGCAUCAUCCCCCUCUCCAGCCCUCCCUUCCCCAAACCCUUCCCCACUGACAACCACUAUGAUAUCUCAAGAUGUGUCUCCAGUCCCAGAGAUGUUUUCUGACCCUAGAAUUUUAUGAUAGUUUGACCAGAAUACAGAUAUAAAUGGUUGCUCAUGACAACGGGACUAUGGCUCAGCCACACCCAGAGUGGCUCACUUCUCAAACAUCUCAGGGGAGGUCACUGCAUUCACCUGGACCUUGAAUCUCACAUGGAGAAUCGUUUAUCACCCAGUCAUUGCCUGCCCUAGGGAGGUCCUACAGAAAUCAAGAGUGCACCAGGAUUACAUUUAGACCGUUCUCAAACCAGGUUUUAAAUCCCAUGUGCUUAGUUAGACCAGUCAGCUUACCCCCAAACUAUGGUGUAAUAACAAAUAAGCCAAAAACCGUGGUGACUUACAAGUUUAUUUUUCCCCUCACACCAUAUGCUUAUGGAGGGUCGAUUUGGGCUCUAUUUCAUGUUGUCUUCACUUCCAGAACCCAGGCUAAAGGAGCAGCCACUAUGUGGGGUAUACUGGGACAGGGGGGAAAGGUGGCCCUUAAAUUUUCUGCUAGGGAGAACGCUUCACUUCUACUACCUUCCAUUACCUGAAGUUAAUCAUAUGACAAGCACAAUGUCAAUGGUUAUGGAUGAAUUAUCCUGUCCUCGGGAGGGAUAGUGAGUAUUUUGAAGAAACAACAUGAUAUACUAUGUGGAUGCAUGAUUUCCAUGUUUCCCUUCAAUGUGUCAACAUGUUAUAGAGUGUAACUGAAAGCCUACUCAUGCAUAAAUUUGGUUAUGUUACUAGUGACAACACUGGAAAAUGGCACUACUUUUCAUUCAAAAGGCCACUUAAGGACCAUUUGAGAAGAGGAAUAAUUCCUGGUUAUUGAAACCCUUCCACCAAUACUUCCAUUAACCAGGAAAGAAUCAGCAUCAAAGUUGCUUACUGAGUAUCAAAGAAGAACCUUAAUGGGUUCUGAGAUUUGAUAUGUGUCAGAAGAAGAAUCCAGAGUCAAUGGCAGGGUUCUCUUUAAUGAAAUGCUCAUUGCCAAUUCUCUUAAUAGCUCAAAGACCACAUUAUGUGAGGAAACACAAAUACCAAUGACUGAGCCAAAAGGUGAUUCACAAGUAAGAAAAAAUGCGGGAAAAGGUUUGGGAAUACCUGAAGUAAUUUAUUUUAUUUAUGCUUUCUUUCUUUCUUGUUCAUGCACAAUUUUUUGAAAUAUAUAUGUAAAUACC